AUGCCUGUGAUGAAGGGCCUCCUUGCUCCACAAAACACCUUCCUGGACACCAUUGCAAACCACUUUGACGGCACUCACAGUAACUUCCUGCUGGGAAAUGCUAAGGGCCGCCACGGCCACCCCAUUGUGUACUGCUCUGAUGGGUUCUGUGAGCUGACAGGCUUUGUUAGGAAUGAGGUGAUGCAGAAAACCUGUACCUGCACCUUCCUGCACGGAGCCGAGACCAAUGAGAGUGUGAUCCAGCAAGUGGAAAAAGCUCUGGAGGGCCAACAGGAGUUCCAGGGAGAAGUCUGCCUCUACAGGAAAAAUGGAAAUUUAUUUUGGUGCCUGCUGGAUAUCGUGCCUAUCAAAAAUGAGAAAGGUGAGGUGGUGCUGUUCCUGUUGUCCUUCAAAGAUAAUACUGAAUCUCAUGGGAAGAGUCGUCGCUUCAGCCGAGGAGACGGUAUGUCAGAGGCAGCUAAUGAGAACAUCAAAAGCAGUCGAUCGCGCUUGUCCCAAGCUCGAGAGAGAGGGAGGACCAUCCUGCAGCACCUCAGCAACCUGUUCACCAAGAGAGGGAAGAGGAAACUGACCAGAAGUGUGUUUCAGAAACCGUCUGUUCCUGAAUACAAGGUGGCAGCUGUGAAGAAGUCACGAUUCAUCCUACUGCAUUACAGCAUCUCCAAGGCCUUGUGGGACUGGCUUAUUCUACUGGCCACGUUUUAUGUUGCUGUAGCUGUUCCCUAUGACAUCUGCUUUGUCAGUCAUGAUGAAGGCAGCGACCAUCACUCUCUCAUCAGUCGCAGCACUAUAGGCUCCGACAUAGCUGUGGAGAUGCUCUUCAUACUUGAUAUAAUCCUGAAUUUCCGCACCACAUAUGUAAGUCAGUCAGGUCAGGUGGUGUAUGACACCCGAUCCAUCUACCUCCAUUACUGCACCACUUGGUUCUUUGUGGAUCUGAUAGCAGCCCUGCCCUUCGACCUUCUCUAUGUCUUCAACAUCACAGUGACCUCACUGGUGCACCUGCUGAAGACAGUUCGUCUGCUCCGUCUGCUGCGCCUGUUACAAAAGCUGGACCGUUAUUCCCAGUACAGCGCUGUGGUCCUGACUCUGCUCAUGUCAGUGUUUGCUCUGCUGGCUCACUGGAUGGCCUGUGUGUGGUAUGUCAUUGGACGCCAGGAGAUUGAAAGCAGUGACCCUGUUACCUGGGACAUAGGAUGGCUUCAGGAGCUGGGAAAGCGUCUGGACACACCGUUCAUCAACAGCACCAUGGGUGGUCCGUCCAUGCCGAGCGCCUACAUCGCUUCUCUCUACUUCACCCUCAGCAGCCUCACCAGUGUGGGAUUUGGCAACGUCUGUGCUAACACAGACGCAGAGAAAAUCUUCUCCAUCUGCAUCAUGCUCAUUGGUGCUCUGAUGCAUGCAGUCGUCUUUGGUAAUGUGACAGCCAUCAUUCAGCGCAUGUACUCCCGCCGCUCUCUUUACCACACCCGGAUGAAGGAUCUCAAAGACUUCAUCCGUGUGCAUCGGCUACCUCAGCAGCUGAAGCAGAGGAUGCUGGAGUACUUUCAGGCCACCUGGUCUGUCAACAAUGGCAUCAACGCCAAUGAGCUGCUGCAUGACUUCCCAGAUGAACUGCGGGCAGACAUUGCCAUGCAUCUGAACAAAGACAUCCUUCAGCUGCCUGUAUUUGAGCGAGCCAGCAGAGGCUGUCUGCGCUCCCUCUCCCUGCACAUCAAGACCUCCUUCUGUGCACCAGGGGAAUAUCUCAUACGACAUGGAGAUGCCUUACAAGCAAACUACUUUGUCUGCUCGGGGUCUCUGGAGGUUCUGAAAGAUGGCAUGGUCCUGGCCAUACUAGGUAAAGGUGAUCUUAUUGGGGCUGACCUCCCAGAACAGGACAAAGUGAUUAAGACCAAUGCAGAUGUGAAGGCAUUAACCUACUGUGACCUGCAGUACAUCAGUGUCAGGGCUUUGAGGGAGGUCCUCGGACUGUACCCCGAGUACGGCAGCCGCUUCAGCUCGGACAUUCAUCAAAACCUCACCUACAACCUGAGAGAGGGCAGUGAAGCUGACGGAGGGAAAAGGUUUCCAUGGUCAUCCAGGCUGUCGCAGGGCCGUGGUUCUUUUGACCUUAAAGUGCCCUUUAUAAUUGAGGCAGAUAAUGUGGAGCUUGGAGAAGACAUAAGACACACCCACCACAGGAAACUUCCUCUGUUUCAAGAAACAGGCAGCCCCGUCCAUCAGCCCUGCCUCAGCACCCUGUUAGGAGAGGAGCUCCGCCACAUCAAUGCACUCCGCCUGUGUCGCUCACCUGUUCAGGGUGGCAGAGGCCACAGCCCCUCUCCACAGUCUUUCUUCACCGAGGAGCUCUCUCCUUCUCCUCUUUCAGGUCACACUAGUGACUCAGGCUUGGCACAUCGGCCUGCUAAGCUUCUCAUGCCAUCCUUACCUUGUGUUAGUCCACUGAAUCUUAGCCCGAGGGUUGUGGAUGGAAUAGAGGACAAUGGUCACUCCUUUCAAUUUAAUGUGGAGCAGUGCGAGGCAAAGACUAAUGUUACAGAUCGCUUUCAGGUGAGUGCCAACCUGCUCCUGGAGACGGAGGAAGUGAGACAGAAUGUCGGUACACUUAACAAAGAGGUGAGCAACUUGAACCAGGAGGUAUCCAGCCUGGCCAAGGAGUUCCAUGACAUGAUGCAUUUCCUACAGUCUCACAUGGCAAUGCUCCAUUACCCCCCAACAGUCUCUUCAUAUUCCUAUGGUGUCCAAAUGGAUUCUAGCCCUAGUGUGACUUCCUCCAGCAGCUGGCAGCCCCAUGUCCCUUUAAAUAUCUCCACUGGGCUGCACCUUCAUCAUGAAGCUAUCAGCCACCCUACCAAAAAUAUGUGUGGCUGCAGCAGGAUGUCCACCCAGACCAGAGGUCCCUCCUUGUUGCACUCAUCAAGCCCUAUGUCACCUUGUUUACAUAUGUACUGCUCUGACAGAGAAGGGGUUGCAGCACACAGGUUACAGAAUCAGUGUGGCCCCUUCCAAACUUCCAGAACAACUCCAAACUCACCCUAUAUGACCCAUCCGCAUGCCCGUGCAGGUCCAUCCCUUCUCAGUGCUGCCUUCAGUUCUUACCCUGUGAUCUCUCAGGCCUACAGUGCCCCGAUUCACACUAUUAGCAACUCUCACCCAAUAUGUUCCCUGGUGAAUUCAGGCUACCCUCAUUCCCCUCUGAGAGUCCAAACGAGCCCUGAUCCACCACAAAACCAGAACAACUCCCAGACACCUAUCCAUUCCUCCAUCACUCCCUCUGGCCUGCCACAGUAUCACACCACCUUCAGUUCUCUCAGCCCAUUGAGAGUCCAUGCUUCAGUUUGUACGAGUCACAAUCAAAGCCAUCAGGGUGCCAUCAAUGGCUCCAGGCAAAGUGAGCCAGUAGGAUCCAGCCCAGUGCACAGCAGACAGGAUGUUUCAUAUUCUCUGCUGGGGCAGGUGACAGACAGUAGAGAAUGUAGAGCUUCACUGUAUCAAGAAAGGUCGGACAAUAUUGAGUAUCAGGACAUGAGCAGCAGUACUCUAAGUGUAGAUGUUCAAUCACCUCUCUUGGACAUGGAGGGAAUACAAACACUACAAUAGUGGCCUCUGUGUCUUGCUGUGUUAGAGGAAUAUGGCUAACUUUAACUUACCUUUAAAGACUUUGGAAGUAAAGUUUCUGUUGAAUAGAAUUAUCUCUUACCAAAUGGACAACAACUGACACACCUCUGCUACAACAAAGGAAAUCUUUUGUACAGGAUGUUUCUUGUCAGUUUUCACAUGGAAUUGGUAUCUGUCAAUGUUUUCAUCUGUUCUACAGGAACUGUUAUGGGGGAAAGUAUAUAUAUUUAUGAAAGACUUUCUUCUAGCAUUUCAAAAAAGGGGAGAAUUUUGGGAUAUAUUGUUAUUUCAAUGAUACCUUGAGCUAGUGUUGAACCAGGCCUGAGAUGCAAGUUACAUCUACUAGCAUGCAGCGCCUCUCAGUGGUGAUAGAUGGUUAGAACAUUUCGUUGCUCAGCCUAGUGAGACAAACCUGGCUGCUCUUCUGAUUAAUUGCCUUGAAACUAAGGUCAAUGUUUAAUAAAUCAAAAAGACAGAACAACUUGAGUUGAUAAAGAAAAUCUUAUCAUUUGUGUCAAAUAUUUCCAGUAUAGUGCUUUAAUAUUGAUCUUUUCAUACCCUUUCAGUCUUUAUUAAACAAUCCUAAGUAUCUGCCAGACCAUGGUCACGUUGUGCGCUGUGGGAUUAUUUUGGUUUGUAGAGUUGUUGAAUUUAACUUUCAGUUUCAUUUAAAGAAGAAAACCUUGAAAGAAGUUUUGCAGUUGUCCUGCAUAAUUCCUAUACCAGCAUUAUUUAACAAAUGACACUUAUUUCAGACUGAAGUUCUCCUGAACUUUUGAGAUAUAAAUGCAUACACUUAUAAUUGACUUUUUUUGCUUGAUAACAUUGGAAAGUACAGGAAUUCCUUGAGACACUCAGUGCUCCUCUUCAAUGAGAGCACGAGUUUUUAGUGAAGUUAAUCUCUGUAAAUAGUACUCCUAUAUGUACCCCUUAAGCACUUAAUGUGAAAUCCUGACCUAAAUGUUGUACUUGAAGGCAUGUCAGUUGUUGGGGGUACACAGUGGCAUUACCACCAAUGCUGUCAAAACAGCAACAUAAUUGUAAAUCAUUUGUAUGUGUUGUUGUAUUUAAGCUAUUUAUCUCAAGGGAACUACGAGAAUAAAUAACUGUUCUGUUUGUAGGUUGAAUUUUAUUGAGGAAAGUAAAUUAAGCUAUCCUCUUGUACAAUACACAAAUUAUAGCUCUGAAGAUCUUAUCAAGGUUUCAACCUUCCACAAACUCUCCUAAGUAGGCCUCGCACAGCUGUUGUAUCUGAAAAUCAGAGUAUUUGAUAUGUUGCAUGCACCAUCAUAUAAUUUUUAAUGUUUGUUAGACUCCAAACGUUGUAUUUACAUUUUUUUGUUUGUUUUUUGGAGAUGAAUAAAAAAAUGGAUCAUGAA
Molecule: messenger RNA, 5000 nt
Organism: Notolabrus celidotus (New Zealand spotty)
Lineage: Eukaryota; Metazoa; Chordata; Actinopteri; Labriformes; Labridae
Gene: kcnh4a
Product: potassium voltage-gated channel, subfamily H (eag-related), member 4a
Exons: 16
Coding region: 1-3603 (1200 amino acids)
Biological process (GO): regulation of membrane potential; potassium ion transmembrane transport
Cellular component (GO): membrane
Molecular function (GO): voltage-gated potassium channel activity
Source: RefSeq, a predicted model, not a curated record